Messenger RNA from Rhea pennata, 1309 nucleotides. It is a transcript of the gene ARMC7, whose product is annotated as armadillo repeat containing 7. Lineage: Eukaryota; Metazoa; Chordata; Aves; Rheiformes; Rheidae. Bases 75 to 623 code for a protein of 182 amino acids. The transcript is spliced from 3 exons. Gene Ontology annotation, molecular function: protein binding. The record is from RefSeq and is a predicted model, not a curated record.
CGGGAGGUGGGGUUGAGGCGGGGCGCGGCGCGGCGCGGCGCGGCGCGCUGAGGGCUGCCGGCCGCCUCGCCGGCAUGGAGCUGGGCCGGCUGGAGUACCUGCAGGCCCUGGUCACCGAGUUCCAGGUGACCGACAGCCCAGACGCCAAGGAGCAGGUCCUGGCCAACCUGGCCAACUUCGCCUACGACCCCCAAAACUACGAGCACCUCCGGCAGCUGCAGGUGCUGGACCUGUUCCUGGAUGCGCUCGCCGAGGACAGCGAGGUGCUGGUGGAGUUUGCGAUCGGUGGUCUUUGUAACCUGUGUCUGGAUAAAACUAACAAAGACUACAUCUUGGAGGCAAAUGGGGUAGAGCCCGUAAUAAACUGCCUGUCCAGUCCUAAUGAGGAGACAGUUAUGUCGGCCGUCACGACGCUGAUGUACCUGACAACACCGCAGUCGCGCCAGCAGACCACGGCUCUCCCAGUGGUGGCGUGCAUGCUUCGAUUCUCUCUCUCAGCCAACAAAAGGCUGAGCAAUCUGGCAACGGUCUUCCUUGAGGAUUACUGCACACCUCUCCAAGUGGAAGAGGCCAGGAAUAUAAGCAAACAUACAGCAGUGGGGAUUCCUCUUCCUAAAGACUGAAGCUGCCCAGAGCAACCUGGAGCUCUUACAAGAGAGGUGCCUCCCUCUUAGCUUCCCAGCCUCACUGCUCAGCAGGUGAAAGUAACUUUAAACAGAUGGUCAAAUCAGUGCUGGUUUUUAGUAUCAGUACAGAGGAAGGAAUAAUGCUACAAUGUGAAUCAGGCUAGACAUGAAACUUUUUAAAAAAAAAAAAAAAAAAAAAAAAAGGAGGGAGAGAAAGAGAAUAGAACAGGUUGUGGCUAGUGGAGAGCAGGCUGAUGAGUACAGCCCAGCACCCAGCUUGCAAAGAUAACUCUUCCCAGCAAUUAACCUUUUCUGCUCGUGUUAUUGGGCAGCUUACAUCCCUCCUAGCUCCUGGCUGAUUUUAUAUGGUACUGAAGUGUCACAUAAACUUUAUUCUUCCUGCAGAAGAAAGAAGGCGUUUCCCUGUCCCUGCAACUUGCAGGCUUGUUAUAUCCCUUUGGUACUAAGUUUGGCACCCUGUCAUCAUGCCAUAAGCUUCUGGUUAGUUAAUCACUAUACAGGACAGGUCAUAGCUGUGCUACAUAUGAGGAAGUGGAAAAUCGUAUUUCUUUCAUUAUCAUAGGUGAUAAAGGUGAAGAUUUAAAAAACUGCUCAUGGCAGUCUGGCUCACAAGAACAGCUGUCUUGUAAAACCUACUCUUAAUAAAACAUUACAAAACUGUU